Molecule: messenger RNA, 2964 nt
Organism: Plasmodium gonderi
Lineage: Eukaryota; Apicomplexa; Aconoidasida; Haemosporida; Plasmodiidae
Product: merozoite surface protein 3
Exons: 1
Coding region: 1-2964 (987 amino acids)
Source: RefSeq, a predicted model, not a curated record
AUGAAGCAACAUUGUCGUUCAAGUUUAUGUAUACUUCUUCUAUAUCUGUGUGUAUAUACACACAAUGUAUAUGCAACAAAUGAUGUUAAAAAUUUUGUUGUUACAAAUGAGAAAAAGCAUAAUUUAAGAAUUAAUACUGGAAAAAACAAAAUUCCUUUAAUAAAUAAAGAUAAUGAGGAACCUGUCCAAAGUGACACACUUGAAAAUAAUCUUAAUGUUGUAGAAACCUCAAUGCCCUUAACGAAUAAUGUUACAAGAGAGGGAGAUCAAUGUGAUGAGUUUAUGGAUGAUGAAAUGGUUCUACAGACUGCUGUACAUAUAGAACCAAAAUUAAUGAAUGAGAAUAAUCAAAAUAGUUCCAAUUCACUAUUAGAACUAGAACCACAAAUAAAUGUCACGAAUCUCCCCCAAUCGAGGGUAGACAAUUUGGCCAGUUCUAACAAAGACUUAAACGAAAGAGAAACCACAUCUAACAGUGAUAUAUUUAUCGAAGGAGCAGAAAAGGAAACUGAAGAAGCUCCUACACUAUCAACAGAACAAAAAUUAAUAUUGGGUGAAAAAAAAAAGGCAGAUGCAAAGGAACAAAUACUAGCAGCAAAACAAAAGGAAGAAAAAGCAACACAAUUAGGCACAGAGGUAGAUAAACUAAAAUUAGAUGCUCAAGAAAAAGAUGCAAAUGCAAAAAAAAUAGAAGUGGAAGCAAAGGAAAAGGAAAAAAUAGCAGAACAGCAAAAAGAAAAAGCAAGAAAAGAAGAAGAAGAGGCUGUACAACUUGAGCAACAACUCGCUGAAAAAGAAGCAGAAGCAAAUAAACAUGCCAUAAUAGUAACAGAAAAAGAAAAACAACAAUUAAAAAAUAAAUUAAUCCAAAAUAAAGAAGAUAUAAAACGACUUAAUAACGAAGAAGAGGAAAAAAAGAGAAAACUUGAAGAGCUAAAUAAGGAUUUAAAAGAAAAAGAAGCAACCUGUAAGCAACUUGAAAGUCAAAUAGAACAAAAACAAGCUGAAUUAAAGAAAAAAGAAGAAGAUUUAUCCCAAAAAAAUGCUAAACUAGAGGAAUUAAAAAGGGAAGAGGAAAAAAAAAAAUUGAGUAAAGCAGAAGGAUCAGAUGGGGACAUAUCUGAAAAGGUAACGCAGGAAAAUCCAGCCGGUGUUGAUGCAAGUAGUAGGGAAAGUCAAUCAAGUCACAGUGAUGAAACGAUAGUGACCGUGGGUAGUGAUGAUAAACCGGUAGAGGAUGUAGAAAAUGCUUCGAAUGAUGCACAACAAGAAUUAGAAAAAGGGGACGAAAAAACAGACAAAAAAGAAGCAAAAGAAGAAGAAGAAGAAGAAGAAGACCAAAAAGAAGGACACGAGAAUGAUGGACACAAAAAAGACGCAGAAGAAAAAGGAGAUCAAAAAGUAGAAGAAAAAGCAAAAGAAAAAGCACAGGAAAAAGCAGACGAAAAAGAAGCAAAUGAAAAUCCAGAUGGUAGCAAAGCAGAAGAGGGAGAAGCAGAACGAGAACAAGACAGAAAGGAAGAAAGUGCUUCACACCAAGAAGAUAAACUACCAGACGUCGAAACAGCUGUAUCGAAAGUCGAUGAACCCGAAGUAACAACAGAUUCAGAAGAAGCAAAAAUAAACGUGGAAGAACCCAAAGGCACAGAAGAUAGUGCUAAAGAAGUAUCAUCCACAGAUAGAAGCGAUGGAGAAGAAACAGCAAAGGAUAAAAACACAUUACAAGAAAAGCAAGCACAAGAGCAAAAUGCAUCUGAUGAAAUAAAAAAAAAAAUACAAACCGCUGAAGAGCAAGUCACAUCUGCAAAACAAGAGACAGAAAAAAUACGCUCAGAAAUUGAAGAUUUAAAAAAAAAAUUGCACGAUGCAAAGGGGUUAAUGGAUGAAGCCAAACAGAAAUUAGAUGCUGAAGCUAAAGCACUUGCCGAAUUAGGGGAAAAGAAAGAAAAGGCAAUCAAGGAUCUGGAUAUACUGAAAGAAAAACUAGGGGUAACGGAAGAAGAAACCAGCGGAAAAGGCACUGGAGAAAAUAAGACAAUAACCGAAGUAGAUGAAGUAAAACAACUAGAAGAUGAAAAGCAAAAGCAAGUUCAAUUACAGGAAGAAGUAAAAAAUAUACGAAUAAAAUCAGAGGAAGCACGAAAAGUAGCACAAGCUGAAAAGGAAAAAGAAUUAGAUGCACAACAAAAAGCACGAGAAGAAAAAGAUAAAGCGACGAGAGCAAAACAGGAAGCAGACGAAGCAAGAAAAAAAGCAGAAGAAGCAGAAAAAACAGCAGAUGAAGCAUUAAAGACAGCUAAAGUAGAACUGCAAUUAGGCGAAGAAGCCUUACAAAAAGCAGAAGAAGAAUUAAGAAAAAUACACGAUGAAAUGGAAAAAGAAAGACAGGAACAGAUGAAAAAGGAACUUGAAAAGAAAUCAGAGGAUACAGAAAAAGCAAACUCCCCAGGAUUGGUAGAUAUAUCUACCGAGAAAUCAGCGCACAUAUUAGAAGAUGAAGAAGAAAUGAGUGAAGAAACGGAAGAAUAUGACUUGGAAAGGGAAGAAAGCCUGGAGGAAGGAAGUAAUAUGGAUUUUCAUGGAGACCCAAAUGAAGAAUUUAAUGAAGAGGGAGAUGUAACAUAUGAUAUAGAGGAUGAUAGUGACGAUGAAAAAGAUGAAAAAGGAGACAAAGAGGAAAUUGAAGAAAAUGGAAAAGAUGGAGAAGAUAAAAAUGCCACAAAUAAAGAAGGUGGUGAUGAAGCGAAGACAGAACAGAGCAUUGGAAAAGAUAACACAUCUACAAAUGACGAGAUAGCUCACAAAUCAUUAAUAGAUGAUUACAGUGAUGCACAUAACACUAAAAGGAUGUCUGAUGUUUUUAUGAAAACCAUGUUUAAUUUAUUUAAUAAUGAUAUGGACGUUUCGCAUACUCUUAAUGAUUUGGCCGGGGUUAUGUAUCAGUUUGCAAUAAAUAAUGUGUAA